GGCCCACUAGUUGCUUUUCUCUCUGCGCGAUAGUUGUGCUUUAACCCCACGUGACUAAGCGAUUCCGUCAAAGUUUGCGUUCGACCGAUUUCAUUCUAUCAUUUACUCGCUGACUGGAAAUGUCAACAUUGGCCAGAGAGAACUCAGAAGUUGGAAUGUAGACUUUCUGUGAGAAUGAAGAGUUUUGUAGUCGCCAUACCUGUCGUGCUUUUAGGAUUUGUUACAGUUUGUAAGACCGACCUGGACUUGUAUCUGGAUGCACAUGAGACCUAUCGUCUGCUCGGAGUGAAUGCAGAGCUGUACUAUGUCAGGAAGGGGAUCGUCAACAACUAUGCCCUGUCCUUCGUUCUUCCCAUCCACACCGACGUCCAGGAGAUUCUGUUUACAUGGAGGAGUCUGCGACAGGGACCGCCUGAUAUUUACUACAACAUGAGCUUUGAGGUGUCCAAUCCCAGAGCAAUGCUGGUACCUGUCGCCAACAUCUCAAACACUGGCAAAGUGCCCAACUCUCUCUCAGUCUUCAGCAUCACCUUCCCCUGUACAGGAAACAUCUCGGCCGAUGUAGAGGUGGUCAUCCAGAUGAACAUCAGUAUUUUCUCAGCUUCCAAUAUAUCAGUCCUCAAUUUCAAACGCAAGAAAACAUGUCUUAUGGACAGUAGAUACCAGAAGACGCUGAGGAACAAGUUGUACUACAACAAGGUUCAGACGCAGCCCUCAAACCCCACCAACUCGAUGAAAAACAUCAACCGCCUCAUCAACUCCAUUAAUCUGACCCAGAACCACAUCACGAUGGACGAUGCAACCACCACUGUUAAGAUGUCUACCCGGAUAUUCUACAUCACGGUCGGUUGUGCCUGUGCUGUCAUCAUCCUGAUAGCGGUGGCCGUGGCCAUCUACUACCUCAAUACUCAGAAAGGGGCCAACAGGGGCUACUCAGAGAGAAUCAAAUACUAUGACAGCACCAGCUCCCAGCAGCUGACCAAACAACAGAGUCAGACCUUUCUGCGAUCUGAGACUCCAGUAGACAACAGUUACAAAGGAUCCAGCGUGAGGAACUACUCCUGUGGGCCAUCCCCUAUUCCCGAAUGUUUUCCCCCGGACCCGCGGGAAAUACUUCAGGAGAUGGCCAUAGAUCACUGUAGGAUAGCCCUGGGAGAAUUACAGAUGGAGGGAACCUUUGGGAGGAUAUACCAGGGGACUCUACUGAGUGAGCAUGAGAGUGAGACAGAGUUAGGGGCUGACCAGGGCAUCACUGUCAAAACCGUCUCAGAGCAGACAAGGCCGGACCAGGUGCACCUGUUCCUGACGGAGAGCUGUAUGAUGCUGGGACUCAUCCACCAGAACAUUUACCCUGUCAUCGGCGCCUGCAUCAACUCCACCCUGCCUCCCUUUGUCAUCUACCCACACUCCUCCGAGGGAAACCUUAAAAAGUUCCUCCUCAAAUGCAGGGUCUCAGAGACUGGCUCACAUUACUCAUUAUCUACACAACAGCUGGUUUAUCUGGCCAUACAGAUUGUAAAAGCUGUCCAGUUCCUUCACAGAAAGAAGAUACUUCAUAAAGACAUAGCCACCAGGAACUGUGUCAUAGACAAUGACUUGCUGUUGAAGCUGACAGACAACUCUCUGUCUCGGGACCUAUUCCCCGCAGACUACCACUGUCUAGGGGACAAUGAGAAUCGACCAGUCAAGUGGUUGGCACUGGAGGCACUGGUCGAAAGACGAUUCUCCCUGGCCAGUGACGCGUGGUCAUUUGGUGUUACCCUUUGGGAAUUGAUGUCACUAGCCCAGCAGCCUUACUCAGAGGUAGAUUGCUUUGAAAUGGCAGCAUAUUUACGGGAGGGAUACAGGAUAGCACACCCAAUCAACUGCCCUGAUGAACUGUACAGUAUGAUGUCUGGUUGUUGGUCCAAAAAUCCAGAUGAGAGACCAAAGUUUUCACAACUCCUAGUGUACCUACAGAACUUUUAUGAAGCCCUGGGUCAAUACAUCUGACCGCAGUGUUUACACCCAAUCCAAAGAAACAGCAGUGUGUCCAUAGGAAUAACUCUCUAAUUCCUUGAAUCUGUUUAAGUAUUCCUCAGUUGAUUGAUUAGAUUUUUAACACACUUGAUUUGAGAAGUAUAGUUUGUCAAUGGAUUGUACUGUGGGCCAAUGAGAUUCGUUGAUUUCUCGCUAUAGACCAAUCAACAAUAAGUCGGUCAGGUUCAUUCCUAUGCGAUUCAAUCAAGGAGAAUGAAUGGUACUAUGGACAAAUUCUGAAGGCUGUAUUAAAACUAUCUAGCAGUAUUUAUAUAAAUAAUCCAAUCUAAUGGAAUUCUAUGUAACUAAGAUUGUCCAGUCAAGCAGGUUCUAGUUGGACAUGGCAGACUGACUAAUUGUGCUGGCCAAUCAGAUGGUUGAUUAUAGAUACAAACCAAUCAAACAGAUUGAUGUUUAAUAUCCUUCAGUCAAGUGGUUUUAUAAUACGGGCCAAUCGGGCAGGUUGCAAUAAACAGAGAUCUUUGUUCUCACAGAAAGCUCAACAGAGAGACAUUAUUUAAGGGUUAAGCUUCUCCAUAAGGGGAGACUACUCUAUGCCAGUAUCUUAUGUCUGCAAUAGCUUUAUAAUUCAUGGUGUAUUUACUCACAGAUUAUGUUGAUGUUUUGUGAUCAUGGUGAUAUGCAUGUGUAUAUCAUUUUUACAAAACAAAAUCAUUUGAUGCUUUCUUUUUCAUUGAUGAAAAGUUUUUGAAAUUCAGUGAUUUGUUAGAGAGUUCUAUUAAUUUAAAUGUAAUGAAAGUUCUAUAUAUUGACUACAGAAGAAGUUAUAUUUGUGACUGUGUGCUAUUUAAAGAGAUGUGGGAAUGUUUAUUAUAGAUGUAUGUUAAUGUAUAUAUAUGUAUGUCUGUAUACAACUGAAUCAUGUGUAAAGUGCUAAUUCUUCAACUUUUUAGUUUAACUUUGAAAGUUAAACGUGUAUGGUUUUCCACUGUAACAAUAAGUCAUAUGACUGUCCAUAAAAUCUAUGUCAUGUCAUCCAAUGUGCAAGGAGGCAUAAUGUAGCAGCACUGAUGAAUUGAUACUGGUGCCAAAAAGGAGUUAUAUCUGACCGUCAGCUCAAACUUGACUGUCAUGUAUUGAUGUUUUAUAAACUAAAUGUACAUAUAUAUGUAUGUAUGCAAAUCUUUAUAUUUUUUCCUUAAGGCAAAGCCUGUUAUAUUUAUUUAGAAAAGUAAUGAGUUGAUUACAAAUUACAUUGCAAGCUUUAUUUAGCACAUGGUCUCACAAAGAGAAAUGAAGGGGACACAACGUUGUAUUUUGUUUCCGUCCGUUAUAUUUGUUUACUCGUUCCUGCUUGUUUAAGACUUUGUGUCAUGCAAAAUGUACAAGACAGCAUGGAUGAUAUCGUGGACAAAGAAUAGUUUGUCAUGUAUUGGGUUAUACAAUGAUACUGUCAGUAGAGUCAGAAAUUUAUUGUACACAUUUUAUGAGAAUGUCUUUGGUUCAGGUACUGUAAAUUCCUAAUUAAACGCGCGGAAUUAAUAUCCGCGUAAAAUCGCGAGAAGCCCGUCUCGCAAAUUUUAAAAUCUCGCUUUUAAUUUUCAAACAUAUGUAAACUACAUAAAACUAUGAUAAAAUUUUGACAUUCGCGAUUUAAUGUUCUCGCGAUUUGAUGGAAAACCUAUGAAUCGCAGAAUUAAGUACUCGCGUAAAAUAAGGAAUCUACAGUACCCUUAUACCUGCUUCAGUUCUACAGGUAAUCAGUUCUACAGGUAAUCAGUUCUACAGGUAGUCAGUUCUACUGGUAGUCAGAUAGGAGUCAAGUGAAGUCGUACCCAAAGCGAAUCAUACUCAAACAGACUAAUAAUCCAUUGGUCCAGUGGUAAACAAUGAUACUUGGGUUGUAAAUGUAAAAGAUAAUCUGUUAAGGUAAGGCUUUGAUAUAAUUACAAUAAUUAAGAAAUUAUGAGAUAAAUGAUUAUAGAAUUUUUGAUAAUGUUAUGUCAUCUCCUACAGGUUUGCCAAAGAGGUCCCAUUGAUAGAAAAUUUUUGUUUACAUGCAUUCUUUAAAAAAGCGAUUAUUUGGACUGACAAAUUUAUAAAUACUUCUCACUCUUUGAAAGCAGACAUAAUAUUAUAAUUGAAGUAAUUUUUUACUUGACAAUUUGAAUACAAAUCUGUUUUGGUAUGAGUCAGUUUUGCUACGAGUUGACUGUAAUUCAGGUACAGCUUUCAUAAGUUUGGUAACUAAAUUGAUUACCACAGCAUCAAGAAUUAAAUGUUUAAAAUUUUAAUUUAUACCAGAAGUUGUUAAUAGCAGGGUUUUUCUACAGUGCUUUUAAGAAUAUUUGCAAAAAGUGGGAAAUAUGAUGGUAAGGUUUUCUUUAAAUCUAUUAACUGCUUCAGAAGUGUCUUUAUUUAAAAAAAAAACCCUCUAACAUAGCUGUACCAAGAGGGAUGGUUGAUAUCACAACAUAAGGGGUAGGGAGAAAAUGACAUGUACAAAAGUCAGAUGGUAAAAUUUCAAAGGAGGGAGGGAGAAAAUGACAUGUAUUGAAGACAGAUAGUUGGGUAAAACUCCUUACGGGGUAGGGAGAAAACGACAUGAACACUGGUGAAUCAACAUUUUCCUUCGAGUUUUGAAAAGGGGGGUGUUAUAAUUUGUAUUGUGUCAAAUGUGGCAUUGUCUUCUAGAUUUUGACAACUUUACUGAUGCCAAACAUAGUGUGGAGUAUAGUGUGGAUGUCUAUCAUUAUUGAAUUGCUAUGAGUGAUUGAUUUUAUUGUUUUAUUUGUACACUGCAAAAACAGGGUGCGAGUAAGUUUGAAGAAAUUUUCAUAUAUAUUUAAUUAUUACCAACCAUUUAUUACUAGAACAACCAUUCGUCUGAUUACAUUUCAUUUUCUUAAAAAAUAAUAAACUUUAUUUAAAAACA
Messenger RNA from Magallana angulata, 4915 nucleotides. RefSeq names its product tyrosine-protein kinase RYK-like. Bases 175 to 1992 code for a protein of 605 amino acids. Gene Ontology annotation, molecular function: ATP binding; protein kinase activity. The record is from RefSeq and is a predicted model, not a curated record. The transcript has 14 exons. Gene Ontology annotation, cellular component: signaling receptor complex. Gene Ontology annotation, biological process: multicellular organism development; cell surface receptor protein tyrosine kinase signaling pathway; positive regulation of kinase activity. NCBI's taxonomy places the organism in Eukaryota, Metazoa, Mollusca, Bivalvia, Ostreida, Ostreidae.